Messenger RNA from Penicilliopsis zonata CBS 506.65, 1032 nucleotides. RefSeq lists its product as hypothetical. The transcript is spliced from 2 exons. Bases 1 to 1032 code for a protein of 343 amino acids. The record is from RefSeq and is a predicted model, not a curated record. Gene Ontology annotation, biological process: regulation of transcription by RNA polymerase II. Gene Ontology annotation, molecular function: DNA-binding transcription factor activity, RNA polymerase II-specific. NCBI's taxonomy places the organism in Eukaryota, Fungi, Ascomycota, Eurotiomycetes, Eurotiales, Aspergillaceae.
AUGUCUAAUAUUGCUGACCUACAACCCAUUGCCGCUGACAAGGGGAAGCCGUUAGUUGUGGGAAGAAAGAUAGAGCUUCAACUCCCUGUUUCUAGUGCUGUCUGGACGUCUGACAGAUCUACCUUCUAUCAAUUGAAUACAAAAUGUCAGGACUUCGUCACCCGGUAUUUUGGACGGAGUCUCCUGACUCCAGAUGACCCUAAUAUGAAACACGUCAAUCGGAAGCUCCUAAGACUAGCCUUUGCAUACCCCUUUUUGAUGCAUGCUUCUCUAGCCGUGGCGCUUACAUAUGACCGCCACCUGAAUAAUUCUUUAGGAUGUCGUCGCAGUCUGGAAGAGUGCUUUCACUGGUCUCAAAGCACGGCUCUUCUCAACAAACGGUUAGGGGAGACGAUUGCAGAGAAGGAUAAGGAUCCAAUCUGGGGCACUGCAGCUGCUCUGGCUAUCCUGAGCUUCUCGUCCCCUGAUGCAUGCAACCCGGAAGAAGCAUGGCCUCUAAAGUCCUCUGACCACUCCGAUCUGGACUGGAUACGGAUGAGCAAGGCUAAAAUGUCGCUGUGGCACAUAAUAAACCCGCUUCGACCGGCCAGUCUUUUCUGUGUGAUGGCGGACACUUUUGCUGAGAUGGAUUCUCCCUUGCCAGAGAGGGGCAUUGAUGGUAUGCCAAGUGCAUUGGCCUCUGUGUGUCUCCUUGAGGACUCAUCUACGGCGAAGGACAACCCGUAUUUUCAUGCUGCCCACGCUGUAUCCCAGAUCCUGCACCUCCCGGAUAGCAAGGUUUCAACAGGCCAAACUCAAGUCUUCAUGCGCAGUAUCCAUGGCCCCUUUGAAGACUUACUUCGGAAAAAGGACCCUGUAGCACUUUUGUUGCUGUAUCUAUGGUACCGGAAGACAAGUCGCAGUAUAUGGUGGAUUGAACUUCGAGCCAGAGUGGAAUGUCCUUCCAUAUGCUUGUACCUGCGGUUAUAUCACAAAGAGAACCUUGCAGUACAUGCAUUACUUAGAAGAUGCUCUUUUGACAUGUGGGAUUAG